UAUAAAACUAAAUGGAGUCGCAAGCUUGAUUCACGGAACAAAUUAAACAAUGUACUACUGUAUGUCCUCGCUGUCUUAUGUUUUCAGCUGGUGAAAAGGGAAGGCACUGGCACAGAGCUGCCAAUGAUUGGGGACAAAGUUUUUGUCCACUACGUGGGCACCCUCCUGGAUGGCUCCACCUUUGACUCCAGCAGAGACCGAGGAGAGAAGUUCUCUUUUGAGCUGGGCAAAGAUCAAGUCAUAAAGGCAUGGGACAUCGGCGUGGCUACUAUGAAAGAGGGGGAGCUCUGCCAGCUCAUCUGUAAACCUGAGUAUGCGUAUGGGUCUGCCGGCAGCCCACCCAAAAUUCCCCCUGAUUCAAAACUUAUUUUUGAGGUGGAACUUUUUGAAUUCCGCGGGGAGGAUUUAACCGAAGAUGAGGAUGGAGGGAUUAUCCGUCGCAUUAUCACUAAAGGGCAGCCAUAUGCCAAGCCGAAUGAAGGAUCCUCAGUUGAAGUGACGGUGGAGGGCAGCUGCGAGGGGCGCGUGUUUGACGAGAGGGAACUCAAAUUCGUGAUUGGAGAAGGAGAGUGUCUUGGCUUGCCGGCUGGAGCGGAGAAAGCCAUCAUGGCCAUGGAGAAGGGAGAGGAAGCUCUGUUCCACAUCAAACCUAAGUAUGGCUUUGGGAGCGAGGGAAAUGCCAAAUAUGAUAUCCCCGGCGGGGCGCUUUUGCAAUAUAAGAUCAAGCUCACAGCCUUGGAAAAGGCCAAAGAGUCGUGGGAAAUGAAUUCGUCGGAGAAGUUGGAACAGAGUGUCGUCGUCAAAGAGAAGGGGACACAGUAUUUUAAGAAGGGUAUGUUCAAGCAAGCAUCUAUGCAGUACAAGAGGAUUGUGUCGUGGCUUGAGAAUGAGUCGGGAUUGUCCGAGGAGGAGGAGGAAAAAGCCAAAGCGCUUCGACUGGCUGCGCAUCUCAACCUGGCCAUGUGCUACCUGAAGCUCAAAGAGCCCAACCAAGCACUGGAACACUGCAACAAGGCCCUGGAGUUGGACGAGUCCAGUGAGAAGGCACUAUUCCGAAGGGGAGAGGCACUGUUCGGCAUGAAAGAGUUUGACAAAGCCAGGGAUGACUUUCAGCGCGUUGUUCAACUUUAUCCCGCUAACAAAGCUGCUAAGAGUCAGGUGGUUCUUUGUCAGAAGCACAUGAAGGAGCAGCACGAGAAGGACAAGCGCACGUACGCCAACAUGUUCCAGAAGUUUGCCGAGAGGGAUUCCAAGAAAGCGUCCGAGAAGGUGAAGAGCAAGGAGAACGGAGACAGCGAAGAUAUGGAGAUCGACACUGCUAACAAGGAAGCAGAGGGUGACGCGAAAGUCUAACACGCCGUAAAUUCUGACGGUUCACAUGUUCUUCAGACUUUUGUUACUUCGGCCGUUUUGUGUUUUAAGUGUGUAACGGUAUGCGUGGGUGCAAGAAGCAAGUGUCAACAAGAGCCCUGACUUUGCUGGCUUUCUUCAUCCUGGCCUCUUGCCAUUGUCGUUAAUUGUGGUGGCGAUCUGAGCAGGCGUGAUGUGGUUGUAAUAUUUCUGUGCUCAUGUCCCCUUCAACUCUCAACCCGCAGCUUUACAACUGUGUUUCACAGCUGAAUUACGUAUACGCAUACCGCGUGAAUGUGAGUGUGUGUGUGGAGAAUUGAAAAGCCUUCGCUGUAAAGGGCUAUUCACCUUGCACUAUAUUUGUUCUCUCAAGCCUCCGCUUUUAUGGGCCUAGUGAUCAAUUCCAGGAUUGGCGACGGCUGAACUCUCUGAUACAAUGUGCUGGAAUGCUCCAAAAGUUUAUUCAGUGUUCCCUCACUACUUCGCAGUUCCGUUAUUGUCACUUGUGACCAUAACUUCAUCCAUUGCAGUUUUACCUCACUAUUUUACUGGUUUUCUCAUCAUUUUUUUCAUCCUUCCAAGUCGGACCAGUCAAGAAAUAUCUUUUUAUUUUUUUGGGCGGGGAGAUUUGUUUUACAAAGACCAAGAACGUGAAUUAGGAAAUUACCGCUUCUCAUGCACUACUCUGAGUGUGUGUUUACAGAGGCAGAGUGUGGUGUGCCUCUCUUAUUAGGUCAUUGCUCCCCAAACCCCUUUCCCUCAUCAUAGGUGCGUUGGGAAAUAAGUUCUCAGUGCGCUGCUUCACUCAGACCGUUCAGAAACUUGGAAUGUUGUUCAAAUCUGCUGUACAAUUAUUGAAAGGAUGCAAAAAAAAAGGAGCCCAAGCCAAAUAGUAAAUAUCUGCCUUCAGAAAUUAAGUGGAGCUCACUCGCUCUGCCUCCAGCAGCAAACGAGGACGAUGAAAUGACUCAAAACUAUGUUUAAGUUUGCUUUGAAUUGGCUUACCUAACUAGAAUCCCUCCCGCGAAAAGUGAGGGAACACUGCAUGCAUGUAGCAGGAGGGGAUCAUGAUUUGGGGUUGUAAGCCAUUGGACUGAAGUUUUCUGGUUGAAUUCUCCAGAAGUGCUGUUUUAGGUUUGGGUCAAACCAGCAGUGCUUUCGGGACUAAUGACAGUGUACUUUCAAUCCUUUUCCCUCCCCAAAAGUAUUGUGCUUGUGAUUUCAGAAUUGUUGUGAAUACGACAAAGUAAUCAACUGGAAUAUCCGGACACGUAAACGAGCAUCAAAGCAGCUAUACAGGACCCAUGACCUCAUUCGACCGUCUUAAUUUUCUGCUUUGUGAAUGAAGUUUUGAUGUUUUCAGCCUGUUGAAAGGACGUUGCCGUGAAAAAGCCACUUAGGGUCUACUUGGUCUGUCGGAAGGGUGUGGUUUGUUGUGGUGUGGUCUGGCGGAAGGAUUCAAUAAACAGUUAAAACCUGC
This is a messenger RNA of Hippocampus comes (tiger tail seahorse), 2830 nucleotides long. Its product is annotated as FKBP prolyl isomerase 4. The record is from RefSeq and is a predicted model, not a curated record. The transcript has 9 exons. Lineage: Eukaryota; Metazoa; Chordata; Actinopteri; Syngnathiformes; Syngnathidae. The annotation marks the transcript as partial. Gene Ontology annotation, molecular function: protein binding; peptidyl-prolyl cis-trans isomerase activity.